Molecule: messenger RNA, 4992 nt
Organism: Calidris pugnax (ruff)
Lineage: Eukaryota; Metazoa; Chordata; Aves; Charadriiformes; Scolopacidae
Gene: ZNF280D
Product: zinc finger protein 280D
Exons: 18
Coding region: 144-2936 (930 amino acids)
Biological process (GO): regulation of DNA-templated transcription
Molecular function (GO): RNA polymerase II cis-regulatory region sequence-specific DNA binding; DNA-binding transcription factor activity, RNA polymerase II-specific
Source: RefSeq, a predicted model, not a curated record
GGGCGCCGCGGUCCGGCGAUGUGAGGCGCCUCCGCCAGCGCGGCUGCCUCCCAUCCCCCCCCACCCCGCGCCAGCCCAGGAGGAAGGGAGCGGGGCGGCCUGCCCGCUACCGCCGCCUCACCGGACGCGCAGCACGUCUCAAGAUGGCAGAAUUAUUUAUGGAAUGUGAAGAAGAAGAGUUAGAACCGUGGCAAAAGAGAGUGAAAGAAGUGGAGGAAGAUGAUGAUGAUGAUGAGCCCAUCUUUGUUGGGGAAAUCUCAAGCUCGAAGCCAGCUAGUACAUAUAUAUUGAACAGAGUCAACCUCAGCUCAUCACGAAGGGCGAUACAGAAUGGUGCACCCAGUAGAGGUACAGUUGCUACAUUCAAGCCUGACAGUCACCAUUAUGCGACACCUGCCUCCAGCCCCAGUGCCAUGCCUGUUUCGUCAGUCUUUCAGUCUGUAUCCAGACCUACAACUAGUGCUCAGCCAUUGUCUGUACCAGUGAAUGUUUCAGGAACUUCACAAACGCUGCAGAGACCAGUUUCUGGAUGUUUAUCAACACAGCAGAUGUCCGGAUCAGGUUCUGGAAUAUCACAGCCUGUUAGCAUUCCAGUGACGACACAGCCAGUAUCAAGAAGUAUCACAGUUCCUGUAGUGGCUCAACCUGUAUCCAGGCCAAUGACUACUGUAACAGCACAGCCGGUAAUACUCAAUCAGGAUUAUAUUAUGGAUUCUCCACCAGCUGCACCAGAUAAUACAUCUGGUAUACUGUUUGGUGUGAGACAGAACUCGGGAGUUCCACAGUACCAGACUGGGCCAGCAGUGAAUGUAACAGAUACAAAUGCUGCAUCAAGCACCAUUAAAAAUGGAGGACCUUUUCCACGAGCUUGUCCAAAGUGCAAUAUUCAUUUCAAUCUUAUGGAUCCUCUGAAAAAUCAUAUGAAGUAUUGCUGUCCAGAUAUGGUAGAUAACUUUUUCCCAGGAGUGGCCCAAACAGAAUGUUCGAGCACAACAAGCAAGACUGCUGAAUCUGAGAAAGGAAAAUUGAUUAUGUUAGUUAACGACUUUUACUAUGGGAAACAUGAAGGUGACAGCCAGCAGGUACAACAGGAACAGAAGACUCAUACAACAUUUAAGUGCUUCAGUUGUCUGAAAGUUCUUAAAAAUAACAUAAGGUUUAUGAACCACAUGAAGCAUCACUUGGAGCUUGAGAAGCAGAGCAGUGAAAGCUGGGAAAGCCAUACCACCUGUCAGCACUGUUACCGUCAGUUUCCCACCCCCUUCCAGCUCCAGUGCCACAUUGAAAGUACACACACGCCUUACGAGUCAUCUACAAUUUGUAAAAUCUGUGAAUUAUCCUUUGAAACAGAGCAAGUUCUUUUGCAACAUAUGAAGGACAAUCAUAAGCCAGGUGAAAUGCCGUAUGUUUGCCAGGUAUGCAACUACAGAUCCUCAGCUUUUUCAGAUGUAGAAACACAUUUUAGAACAGUUCAUGAAAAUACAAAACAUUUGUUAUGCCCAUUUUGCCUCAAAGUAAUUAAAAUUGGAGCACCAUAUAUGCAUCAUUACAUGAGGCAUCAGAAAAAAGGAAUAUACCGUUGCACUAAGUGCAGACUGCAAUUUUUGACAUGUAAAGAAAAAAUGGAUCACAAGACUCAGCAUCACCGAACAUUUAGGAAACCCAAACAGUUAGAAGGAUUGCCUCCUGGAACAAAGGUGACUAUUCGAGCAUCUGUUGGAUCUCUUCAAUCAGGAUCAUCAGCUACGUCUUUUGUUAGUACAAGUGCUUCCACGUUUCAGUUAUCACCUAAAGCUAAAAAUACAACCACUAAAAAUCAUAACAGAUCUAAUACAAAUAAGUCAAGAGCAAAAUCAAAACCAGCAACAUCAAAGAAGCAGAAUGCAUGGACCAACAGUAAAAAAAAAAAAGAAAUUACAAAUACGGCAUUGCAUAAUCUAAGGUAUCGUUUGGGACCUCACAAAUGCAUUGAGUGUUACUCAGAAAUAAAAGAUUUUGCAAGCCAUUUUCCUGCUUAUGUCCACUGCAGCUUAUGCAGAUACAACACUAGCUGUAGCAAAGCCUAUGUGAACCACAUGAUGAGUUUUCACAGUGCUCGUCCAAGUAAAAGAUUUUGGAUCUAUAAGAAGCAUUCAGAACAACUGCGAGGUGUGACUGUAGUAUGUCUUAACUGUGAUUUCCUGACUGACGUUUCUGGCUUAGAUAGUAUGGCUGCACAUCUGAGUGAAAGCCACACUCAUACUUGUCAAGUUAUUAUAGAGAAAGUUUCUGUAGAUAUCCCAGCUGCCGAACAAGUAUCUGACAAACAAGAGCAUGAGUCUUCAGACAAAACAAAAGAAUACAAUAGAAAUCAAACUAAAAAAGUUGGAUCAAUUGAAACGAGUGAAGAAAACUCAUCAUUGUCAACUACAGAAAACGUUACUAGUUUGGAACUCCCUGACAGCAGCUCAAAGAAUUCUUUGCAUGAGAAAGGAGCAUGUUGUGAUUCAGAUAAUAACAAACAAUUGAUAGAUGAGAAACAAAAAUGUAUUAAUGAUGAAAGUGAGUUGAAAAAUUGCCAAAGCUCAGAUAAUGUUAUCUUGAAUGAGCAGACUAAAGUACAUAGCUUGGAUGAAACUACACUUUCCGCAAUGAACGCAAGGGACUUAAAACUAACAUUGGGUGAAGAUGUUAGUUUUGAGCAGUUCUUAAGAAAAAGAGAUGAACCUGAAUCCGUUAGUUCAGACAUUAGUGAACAAGGCAGUAUUCAUUUGGAGCCUUUGACUCCAUCAGAGGUACUAGAGCAUGAAGCUACUGAAAUUCUUCAAAAAGGUAAUGUUGCACCUUCAAAAAAAGCUGGACAACUCUCUGAACAAACAGAUGAGACUUCUAAAGAAAGCAGUCCCAGCAGAAUGGAAACAACUGUAAACAAGACAGAUGAAAAUGAAGCAAGCUGAAAUUAAGUUAAUUUUAUUGUUUGUUAUAAACAAUGGUUUAGAAGACUUUUAGAAAGAAAAGUGGAACAGUUUACAUAGUCUCAGCUCUUCAAGAUCUGCCACUUUAAGAACUUCAAAUCACAAGACACACGAAACAGCUGACAGCAAUAAAUUGCAGUAUUGUUUUGUUCUUUAAAGAUUUUAGUGAAAACGUUAACUCAGUAUGAUUAACCAGUCCGAUGUCUUCAUGCAUGUACACGUGGAAGAUUACAAAAUACAGCAUCACAAUGAGGACAGUUUAAAGGACUUAAUCAGUUAUGGAACUUGAUGUGUAUGUUACUGAAGGAGUUCCUGAAUGCAUCUGUGUUUAAACCCAGAGAAACCUUUACAGUAUUUUAAAUCUGAUUGAUCUUCCAUGAAAAUGAUAUAUUUUGAAAAACGCCAUGGUAUGUGGUGUUGGAAAAGAUUAGAUUCAACUGGAACCAGUUGUAUGAUACUUGCUUGUAAAUUCCUCACAUUUGUCUUUUAUUAUGUAAUUAAUUUUUUUAAACAUUUACCGGUUUAGUAAUAAGAACUUGGAAGGAUUUGGCCACUCACUGUUGAGAAAAGUUGGAAAAUAAAACUGAGAUUGAAAAAUCUGCGUAUUUGGCAGAUGCAUAUAUAUUUUCUCAGAUAAUAUGUAAAGCAUUGCUUGUUUCAAACCAUGUAGAGAAUGCUUAUAGAAAAGGUAAUGUUAGGUAUAAAACACACAAAUAUGUAGUAGCCUUUCCAAAGGAAGAGGUGAGAGAUAACUAGAUUGUUCUAGCAAGACUGUCAGACAGCUUUAAAUGGGCAAGUAAGGCGUAUCAUGGAAACAGUGACAUGGUAUUUUUGUGAGGAAGAAAAACAAAUUCAUUACAAUUUUUGCUACAGGAAGUGAUACAUCUGCUGACUAAACACUGUAGGAGACUGCAUAAUUGUGAAGGUUAAUCAUGUUAUUUGGGAGAUUUCCUAGAGAUAAGUUAAAUUGGGACUUUUUGCUGAAGUCACUCCAGAAGGUCAAGUUACCUUUGAAUGCAUUUUGAGUUAUUUGAGCUCAGCUGCACAUAAUUCAGUUUUUUGUUUGUUUCGGAGUUGUUUAGAAGUCUUUUUUAUCCAUCCAGCCAUCAGUAGUUUUUAUUCUGUACCACCUCUUUUUUUGUACUUAGGAUGAUGGUUUAUCUCAAGUUUUCAUUGCCUUAUCAAAAAGCAGUAACUUAAAGUUCAUUCUUGGUAUCCAUCCAUUCACCAUUUCCCCUUAUCUCAAGAGAGUUACCAUAGUUACUUGAAUAAUCAUUUCAGAUUGCUUAUAUAACAUUUAUUCUUAAUUUUAAUGGAAGACUGAUGUCAUUAUUAUCGUAUGGUCAGUGACCGCUGAGUUACUUAGAGCUUCCUCAAGUGCAGCUGGUGACUCAGUUUGCAUUGUGCAGUUUGGGAAAGAAACUUUGAUUUACCUGCGGUUCAGUUUUUCUUUAGCAGAAAGGAUGAGUAAACCCAGGGGACAGAAAUCAGAGGAAAUCAUAGCACGUACUGAGUUGUACAUACUGGGUGAUGUGUUUUAAACAAGAAAAUUUCUAUAACAAAACCAUGUCCAUUUCUCUUUUCAUGGAAAUGGGGAGAGAAAGAGAACCCUGGGAAAUAGGUAUUAAAUCAUGUUCUGUGGUGCUUUACUGCCAGAAGGCAUUAGAAACUGAAGGUCAGGGUAAAAAAUCUUGAACAACACUUGGUAUUCUGCAAAACCUUAAAUACAAGAUCUCAAAGCUUUUCUGCAGGCAUUAAGCAUUGUUAUUUAUAUGCUGGCGUGUAGAAAGCAGUUAUUUUUUUAUGCUGUAGCAUAUACUACUAUUCCACCAAAGACUGUGGCCGUAGGCUGUCACAGUAGAGUUUUGUUAGAGACUGUUUAGAUUUUGUGUAGGGGAAAUUUUAUACCUGAUUGUUUUUGUUUUGUUUUCAUUAGUGCUUGAUUUUUGAGGCUUGUGAGCUUACUUUACCUAGUUGCAUCCUGUAUUAUUUUGAUGUACGCUUAAUAUGCCUCUAAUAAAAAAAAAAUUGGUAAGUA